Molecule: messenger RNA, 8045 nt
Organism: Pelobates cultripes (western spadefoot toad)
Lineage: Eukaryota; Metazoa; Chordata; Amphibia; Anura; Pelobatidae
Source: the annotation of a GenBank genome assembly
GCAGCGAUCCAAGGGCGAGCUAACACAAAUACAGUCUGAUAAUAGCUCGCUAAAACCACAAACAUUCCACAUAUCCAGCAACACCAGCGGACAAGGUGCAGGUUAGCUGUACCCCAUGGAUAGUGAGGGAGACCAGAAGGGCAAUGAGAGGCGUACUAAAACUGGCGGCAAUCAGGCUGCAAGAACCACACCCGCAUCAUCAGAAAGGAGUAAGAAGAAAAGCAAGAAAAAAAAACAAAAACCUCAAACACAAAGCAAAAAGAGAGGGCACGCCUCCACCAGCCCAUCUACCUGUGAGGAGACUGGUAAGUUCACUGUCUACGAGGGGACUUUAUACUUUUUAAUGUGUCCUGGACUGUUACAGUAUUGUGUAUUUAUCUCCUACUACACGAAUAUCCCUGAUAAUAAAUGCAUCUUUUCUUUCAUUUCAGUGUACUCAUUUAUAUUGUGUGGAAAACAGUUGAUUAAACAAAUGUAAUCUUAGUACACUUUAAGCCAGUGAACUUGGGUUAUUGGUUAAAAGUCAGGAAUGAAUUAGUUGGUGAAGGUUUCCAGAUAUUUUUAAAAGUAAAUAUAAGAGUUUGGUUCACUUUCUCUGCUUAUUUCCUAGAAUGUACCUUUUUGUUGAUAAAGUCGAUAUCUUUCGAUAUUUUUUUAAAAGAAAAAAAAAAAAGAGGGACAAUACAAGUCAAACGUGUAAUAUAACAAACACUACAUAAAAGACAAACCUAUACCCACUGUAUACAUGAUAACAGGAUAAGGUGAAAGGUUCCAAACAAAAACAGGCUUGCAGAGGAGAGAAGAAAAAGAGUGGAGGUGGGAGAAACCACAGUUAAAAUAAGAAAGACAACUCCUUGAGCAAAGUAUGGGCUAUACAAAUCCUCCAAUUCCGAAUAUAUCUGCAUAGCCCCUCAAAAAACAAAUCUAGCUGGUAAUAUGAGUCUACAGCUAUCAAUAUGAUUACAAUUGCCAGAUUAAACAAAUAUUUUUAUUAAUAGCUACCUAGUCAUCAAGCUAAUCCCAAAUCUCCCCACCCUACUCUUUCUCUAUGCUAUUCACCCCAAUCCCUCUUAAUAUUGUGCAGUUUCCCAUAUCUUUCCCUUUACUCUAUAACUUGAAAGGAAUGUUCUGACCUCAUUUUAGUUGUUAUGAGGGUUGGAGUGUCUAAGCACCAUCUUAGCUUGAGAGGUUAAUUUGUUUUACAGUGGCUUAACCUUGAAGUUGGGCUUCAGCAUUUGGCGCUUCUGCCUUCUGGCUUUCUUUCUAUCUGCGGUGCAGUAUGACAAAGGCAUGACUUUUUUAGUUUAUUACUAGGAGCUCCCAUUUCUCUUCCCUCUAUGACAGUCUUCUCUGUUUUGUACUUAUACAUAUGAUGUCAUAGAUCAGCAUUGUGAGCAUUGUGACCUCACUAAUACUUUACUAUAAAACAGCUUGUCUUUUUUUUUUUUUUCUAAACUUUAAAACCCAAGACUAUAACACAUUUCUCAGCAUUGGUAGCUUUGAAAUUGGGACGGUUGGGCGGGCUCUUACCGGGGGGAGGUUAUUGAAAUCCAUAAUGGGCAAGUCUGCACUGAAUAGGCAUUUCAGGCUGGCAUCAAGCACACCAAGCUGACCAAUGUAUUCCAACAUACAGGACCAUGCAGAGAGCACUAUUGAAGCUCUUUUUGCAUGGGACUAGUGCCCGCUGAACAUUGCAAGCUCAUCCAACACUGUGCUGCCCAGGGACUGUUUCCUGGAGUCCCAAGUAACUAAAUGAGGAGAGUAGGACCGAAGACAAAAAAGGGAUUGUCCCUCCAAAAGCAGGAGUUGGGUGCUCUGCUGUCAUAUAUGUUGUUAGGUUGAUCAUAGCAAGGCUUAACAGGAGCAUAUACAUUUAAAAGAUGGUUUGAUAUCUACCAAGGUGUGUGUAAUGAUAACAGUUUUAAACCAUUCUUAAAGACAAAGGUAAGCCUCCAGCUUAGCCCAAAAACCGUGGAAGAGUGUGUCCAGUCUCCGAAGAGAUCUCUGGGUCACGUUGGUUCUGCAAGUGCCACUGCUCCAGAAUGGGAAGUACUUUCGUCAUUUUAUGCUUGUGGUUGCAAUCUGAGGCACCUUGAUAAAGACCUGGCUACAGGUUGAAACGUUGCAGAUCCAAUAAAAACUGACUCAAACAUAUCACAGUGAGUGCCUGAGAUUUUUCAUUUUUAUAGAGAUCAGGUAGGUGACAGAUUAGCACAGUGGGGACUUGGAUAACCACCAUUCUUCCCAGAGGGGUGGGGAGAUGGAACACUGUAGAAUCUAAGUGAGAGGGCAUUACAUCACGGGGCAUGAGAUCAUCUGCCUAUACCGAGCAACAUUGUCACUAGGCCUCCAUAGGCUCUGCAAGAAAAUCAGAAGCCGGUGCCACCUGGUUCUGUUUAAUAGGCCAACAAGGUGGGUCACUGAUCAUGCCAAUUGGGGACACAAGUGCCUUAUAAAUUGCUAAAAGUAGGAGCCAGAUGAGGAGCAGCUUCAAGACACGUCCAGCAGACACAAGGCUCAGAAAUGCAUUAUUUUUACUUUAUAGAUAUAUACAAAAAUGAGGAUGCAGCUGCAGAUCUACAAAAAAACUAAAUAAAACAAUAGUGCAACACUGUAUAAUAAAGUAUAAGUGCGCUGUGUAGAAUAUAACUCACAAGAUUGAUGAAUGGUUAGCGCCCAAGGGUGCCUCCCCUGAUGUGGAUGGGGGGGCAUUAACAUUGCUCCUGCUCCAAGGAAGGCGAAAUAUGACUCAGGAUGUGGAGUAAAAAAAAAAGGUUUCUUCUUUAUUUAAAAGAAUUAAAAGUAUAAAGGUACAAAUAAGCUGUUUUAGUACCAGGUCCUAUGCGUUUCGUCCGAUGGACUUCCUCAGUUCAUUUGUAUUUGUUUUAUUGCUGUUACGUAUCUGCAUACCAGGAGGUACCUGAGGAAGUCCAUCGGACGAAACGUGUAGGACCUGGUACUAAAACAGCUUAUUUAUACCUUUAUACUUUUAAUUCUUUUAAAUAAAGAAGAAACCUUUUUUUACUCCACAUCCUGAGUAAUAUUUUGCCUUCCUUGGAGCAGGAGCAGUGUUAAUGCCCCCCCCCCCAUCCACAUCAGGGGAGGCACCCUUGGGCGCUAACCAUUCAUCAAUCUUAUGAGUUAUAUUCUACACAGCGCACUUAUACUUUAUUAUACAGUGUUGCACUAUUGUUUUAUUUUGUUUUUUUGUAGAUCUAUAGCUGCAUCCUCAUUUUUGUAUAUAUCUAUUCUGUAUUGGAGGGAUUAUUGCUGGGAUGCCCCUGGAGGAAGCUGUUACCACUGUCUAUUGAGAUAAGUGCUAUAUAUUCACUUUUUUGUUUUAAGGGCAAAAAGUGUUUGUUCUUUUGUACUAUAUACAUACCAUUAUUUUUUACUUUAACUGUUUUCCUAAGGUGCAUUACAUUUUUUUUUUUUUAAACCUAGACUUCCCCUUUAAUCACAGAUAUUUUAUUUUGUACGUUUAAACAAUAAAGUUCUUUAUUUUCCCUUUUGAAUAAUGCUUGUAUAUAUGCCAACUGUUUAAGUGUGGCAUCAAAUAAAGUGGUCAAGUGUCACUUUGUAUUCUGAAACAAGUUGUAACAAGCUACGUUGCAUUGUUCACUCUGCCAAAAGAAGGAUUAUUAAAGGCAAGUUAUGUUUGAAAUAACAGGAUUAUAAAUCCAAGUUUGUGUUUUAGAUUACCAAUGUACUAAAAGAUCAAAGUAAAACCAUUUAUACCUGAAUGCAGAUAUUAGUUGACAUUAUUGCUUUCUAUUGUGUAGGCAUUGUGAAAUCAACUCUCUAUCCAGGAGAUCUGUCAGCAAUAAAUAGUGUAGAAGGACAAAAGUAAAAUGUGUCAUUGACAAUAAUUUAUAAAUGUAGCUGCUUCUGCCUGCCUGUACUUGGAUGGACAGCCCAUACAUUACUCUUUGUGGCACAGGUUGGUUGCAGCUCUGCUAUUACAUUAAAUUACAAGGCAAUUCAAAGCACCAUGAGCAACACAGUGUGAUGUAAUGUCUGUGGUACCAGGUGUGCCCUGGCACCCCCUACAAAUGUAGUCAAAUAAUUUGCCGAUAGUUUGACUUCUUAACUGGAGUCUUCUGGGCAGCAGACCCUUCCUUUUUGGAGCCGGAAGCUCCUGCCGGGAACUUUUGUUAACUGUCCUGAGCUAAACUCUAAGCUUUAGCUUAAAAGAGAUCUCUUCUAUUUACAUAGUUUACGAAGGUGCAGUUCUACUGAUUACAAAUAUUUCCUUCAUUAACAUAAAGAGAUGCUGAUGUUACAUAUAUGUCAAAUUUUUCUGACUAACCUUUGAUGUUCUGUGAAUCAGUUUUAUAGCGGAUUUGUCACUUUUCAGUAUUUUAUAAGGAUAUAUUCUUUACGAAAUAUUGAUUAAGACUCCGUCGGAAUUUCACUGAAAUUCCAACAAAAUCCAAAGAUACUAUGCCCUGUUUCUGUUUAGUAGACUGGUCUGAAACUGUAAAUAGUGGGUAAGAGGAAAGAAGUGGCUGAAGAAACUCUCUUGUUGAGAGGCAUGCCCAACAAUGCAAUUUGACCAAGUUUAAAGUACGUUUAUUACAUACAUUUCAAAGUUUUUAUUGCAUUAUUUUGGUAUGUAUAUUUAUUUUUUUUAAAGUGUUUGCUUUCUGGUUUAAAACAAAUAAUUGUAAAGUGAUGCAUGUUCCUUUAAGGAUUGAGGCAUUUGUCCAAGUUCUGAAUCAAUACAGUAUCUAGUAUUUACCCUAUGUGCUUAUUAAACUGAUCUCAAGUCCCCCUAUACAUAUAUAAUAUGUAAAAUAUAGGGCUUUCUGAUUGUUAAAUGCAUCUUAUAUGUAUAAUCUAUAUUACCUUAUGGUAGUUAACACUAAUCCUAUAUCAACUACCCAAGGCUGUACCAACCCUACCUCUAACCUAUGCUUACACUAACUCUAACCACAUACCUGCCCUGACUUUAACUCUACACUAUGCCUAAACCUAAAACAGCGUUAACCCUUACCAUAACACAAACCCCACACCCUACAACUAAUGCUACUCUAAUCCUACUUCUAACUCUAAUGAAACUCUCUGUUAUGUUAGUAUUGAUAUUGGCAGGUGUGUUUUCUAGUUAAAAAAGUAGAGAGCUGUAUUUUGCCAACAGCUACUGCCCAUUUUCAGCAUUACACUAUGAUUGGUGCUGGGCAGCUGGCAAAGCCAAGCACCGAUCACAAGAGGCAUGGGGGCCAUGCUGAGAGAUCCUACAGGAUAUGUUCUCCCUUGAGCACCUGCCAGUCCAGAAUCACCACAGCUGACUACAAUCUUCUCACGAUCUUCUGGAUUUAAUUUUUUUUACAAACCUGACAUCAUGCUAAUAAUGCUGACAUCACGUUAAACUGGCAUAUUUAGGAGGUUGUUUCUCACUGGUUUCAGGACACGUAAAACACUGUCUAGGCAUGCAUAGUACUGCACUAUUUUUAAAUAUUUUUUUUAACCCUGCUCACACCAGUGGCAGAACUAAUGUAGAGAAGGCCCUGGUGCAAGACUUUUUUAUGGCACCCCCUCUAGUGUAAGAGUAGCGAAAAGAUAGAUCUGUCAUACAACUCUCACGAUGCUAUGCCAGCUGGAGAUUUACCAUUUGCCCAUCCUGGCAGGGUUGUAUUUGUGGGCACUGUUUGUGCGUUUGAAUAUAAGCAUUCUGAGAGGAAGUGACAGUUUGGCAGACACAGGGGUGGAACUCCUGGCUGCACUGUCGGUAGUUCCACACUUGCCUCAUACCACAUUACAGCAAUAGGCAUUUAAAUAAAUAUAUAAAUGCUGUUGUUAAGUGCUGCAUACAAUGUAUCUAUCAAUCUGGAGCCACUAAAAAUCACUCCAGCUGACAGAGGGCAAACCUAGGUAUGGAUUGAUAUCUGAAACACCCUGGUAUGAGCAGGGAAUUAACCCUUCUCACACCAAAACGCUAGGACUUGUCAAAACGUCCUAACAACAUUAAAGCACGGUAUAGCUUGGAUGUAAUGACACAUUCUAACGUCAUGAAGGGAUUCAGGAAUGCAAUUACACAUUUAGAUAAAAAUAAUUAAAUUUGCAUUAAAGCGAUAGUGUCACUUUAAAAAAUAAAUACAAUAAAAAGCUAAACACUAAUAUGUGCCAUUAUGGCAAAGCAUGUACAAAAUACUUUUGUGUAAUUACAUUCCAAUUAAUGUGGUUUCCAUAAGGAAUCAUACGCAUAUUAACAAACAUAUAAGAAAAAAAAACACUGUGUCUUGUACACGUUACCUACAGUGACCUCAAAGUUAACUAAAAAAGAAAAUAUAUAAAAUUUCUAAAUGUUGUGUUCUGAAAAGUGGUUUAAAGAAACAAGUGGCAUCACCAAUGGAAUGUGCCUGCUGGUUCCCAUGGUGAAUGCCCCACUUUAAGUACUUUACAACAGUGUUCAGAAUACAAAUCUUUUAUAUGUAACCACUCUUGUUUGCAUUAUGAUCUUACAGUAAACUCCCACUCAUAGCAAUUUCGGCUCUUUUAAAGCGGCACUGUCACACUUUACUUACCUUUUCCCAAUCGCUUCCUAUUCUCUUCCUCUUUCCUACUCUGUGUUUCUUUUUUUAAUUUUCUAUAUUUCUAUGGACUAUUUUGUCUUAUGCAUUUUUCCUGCGCCCGGCUUUCUAAUACAUAAGGACGAGCUUAGGUAAGCUUCCCUUCCUGUGUCUAUAUAAAGUGUUCCGACAAUACUCACCUUUCCUCCAUAUUCUUGCAAAACUUUUUUCGCCCUUUCCAAAUGUCCUGUCAUGAAGACUAGGGCCCUGACGAAAUGAUAAUUUUGUCCAAGCCGAAUGUCAACAGUUUGCUGGACAAAAUUUGUACGGAAUUAAGUAAUUGUUUUUGGUUUGGAAUUUAAUUUGGAAGAAUAACUAAAUUACUAGAUUGGUACCCUGUGGGAUUGCCAGAUGCAAUCCCACAAGUAUUAGGGAGCAAUCUACUAAAAAGCUGAAAGACAAAACGUCCUUAAUUUUCUUAAUUUUGGUCUUUGAGCCAACUUUACUAAUAUUAAGUAAAAAAAAUGCUUAGUAUUAGUAAAUAAGGGACGGUAAACUCUCCCUCAUGUUCCUACUCGCUGUGCUGCGAGUAGGGACAUAUCUACUAAACAGUGAGCAGCCCGUUCUCUCAUAUGUACAGUUCACAUAAGGGUGAUUCUUUGUUUCUCUGUUACAAACUAUUGUAAUUUUCACACCAGAUUUCCAUCAUUUUUAUAACAGAUUUUUUGUAACAUUCAAUUUACAGAUAAGACUAGCAGCACCAAGAACCCAACAACACUACCACUUAUUCUACAAUCCUCUGACUUGCUGUAUACAACCUCUUGUGAAUCCAGCGUUAAGAACGGAGGUUUAAAGACCGAGAAAGACAACAUAUCUGUUAGCACUAAAUGCUCCCCUGGUGUUCAGAAUGUCCCUUUGAAUGAAAGUUUGCGGUGGGUAGGCAUUCUCGAUGAUCCAGUAAAAGAAGAGGAAAGAAUUCGCCAAUACAAAAUUAAUAGGAGGAAACGUUACUUGUUAGCAGGUCAGCAGAAUGCCCAUAAUUCAUCAGAAGUUCCAGCAGUGCCAUUGGCAACUAAUAAUGAGGCUAAAAGAGACAAUGCCAAUCCUUACUUUUUAGGAUAUAAAGGACAUGGCAGGCCACAACAGCCAUCAACAGAGCUUAAAUUCCCAGCAUUGGUAAACAUACUUAAAAAUGGCCUAUGAAACUGCUUCGAUCAUAAUGGGGUUUAAAAUGGCAUACAAAACUGCUUAGCCACAGCUAGUCAAUGCAGAUAAUCUCUAUCAUUUGUUUGUUAGAGCGCAUGUACCUCUAGAAUGUAAGCUCAUUGAGCAGGGCCCUCCACCUCUCUGUUCCUGUACGUCCAAUUGUCUGGUUAAAAUUACAUCUCUGUUAGUCCACCCAUUGUACAGCGCUACGGAAUGUGAUGGCCCUUUAUAAAUAAUAAAAUAAUAAUAAUAAUGUAGCAUAGAAAACUACUACACUACGUAUUUUUGUAUGUGUUAUUUUUAUAUUCAUUUUAUAUCUGUAUCAUCAUA